Bacillus rossius redtenbacheri is the source of this 3820-nucleotide messenger RNA. RefSeq names its product valine--tRNA ligase-like. Gene Ontology annotation, molecular function: valine-tRNA ligase activity; ATP binding; aminoacyl-tRNA deacylase activity. The coding region runs from base 133 to 3165 and encodes 1010 amino acids. Gene Ontology annotation, biological process: valyl-tRNA aminoacylation. Lineage: Eukaryota; Metazoa; Arthropoda; Insecta; Phasmatodea; Bacillidae. Gene Ontology annotation, cellular component: cytosol. The transcript has 18 exons. The record is from RefSeq and is a predicted model, not a curated record.
GCAGUUGGCAGCAACGUGGCUGCGUGCGUGAGUUUGUUAUUGUUUUGCUUCUCGUGUAAGAUGAGUUAUCUCAUGUGCUGCACCGUGUCUGUAUGAUGAAAUAAUAACGCGACGUACUUAAGUAUAACAGAAAUGUGCGAUGGGAAACUAGGCCUUAAGUUCAUUCACCUUUGCGAUGUCUGGAAACCUUUGCUGAAGAGACAAUGGAUUUACAGAGUGAAUUCUGUCUCCGGAAGGAACUUUAGUGUAAAUAAUGGGUGUACCGGCACGAAAAAAGACACGGAGGGGCCCUUCCCGGCGGCGUACCGGCCGCGCGAGGUGGAGCGCGGCUGGAGCGAGUGGUGGGAGGCGCGCGGCUUCUUCGCGCCGGACGCCGUGCCGUCGCCGGGGGCAGCCGCCGUGUUCAGCAUGGUGCUGCCCCCGCCCAACGUGACGGGGCAGCUCCACCUGGGACACGCCCUCGCCUGCACCGUGCAGGACGUGCUGGCCCGCUGGCGCAGGAUGCGCGGGGAGAGCGUGGCGUGGCUGCCCGGACUCGACCACGCGGGCAUCGCCACCCAGGCGCUGGUCGAGCGGACGAUGUGGCACGAGGAGCGGCUGACGCGGCGCGACGUCGGCCGUGAGGCGUUCGAGCGGCGCGCCGAGGCCUGGGCGGAGCGGCAGGCGCACGCCAUCUCGGGGCAGCUGAGGAGGCUCGGCCUGUCCCUCGACUGGUCCCGGGAGUUCUACACCAUGGACGCCAAGCAGUGCGCGGCUGUGACGGAGGCAUUCAUCCACCUGUUCGACGCCGGUCUGGUGUACCGCGACUGCUCGCUCGUCAACUGGUCGUGCGCCCUGCAGUCGGCCAUCUCGGACGUGGAGGUCGUCCACAGGGCGUUCGAGAAGGCGACCCUCGUGCCGGUGCCGGGCCACUCCGAGCCCGUCGAGUUCGGGACCCUGACCGACUUCGCGUACAAGCUCUGCGACUCUGAUGGGGAGGUGGUGGUCUCGACCACGAGACUGGAGACGGCGCUGGGAGACGUGGCGGUGGCCGUGCACCCGCGCGACCCGCGCUACGCGCACCUGCGCGGCGCGCGCGUCUGGAACCCCCUCGCGCGGAGGCAGAUGCCCGUCGUGUUCGACGAGUGCGUCGACAUGAAGCUGGGAACAGGGGCGCUGAAGGUCACGCCGGGCCACAGCGCCGUGGACUUCGACCUGGCCCGCCGGCACGGCCUGGAGGUGGUGUCCGUCAUCACGGAGGACGGCACGCUCGGAGAAAACUGCGGCCAAUUUUCAGGCCUGAAGAGGUUCGACGCGAGGAGGGGGGUACGCGACGCGCUCGCGCGGAUGGGCCUGCUGAGGGGCCGCCGGGACCACGCGGUGCAGGUGCCGUUCUGCAGCCGGUCGGGCGACGCGGUGGAGCUGCUGUCCAGGCCCCAGUGGUUCAUCAGGUGCAAGGCGAUGGCGGAGGAGGCAGCCGCUGCUCUCCAGGACGGCCGGCUCGUCAUCGAGCCGCAGCACUUCGAGAAGGUCUGGUACGACUGGCUCUACAACAUCAGGGACUGGUGCGUCUCGCGGCAGCUGUGGUGGGGGCACCGGGUGCCGGCGUACCGCUGCGCUCGGCCCGGCGCGGCGGAGGGGGAGGGCACGUGGGUGUCUGCAAGCUCAGAGGAGCACGCCCGCAGGAAGGCCGCGGCACAGCUCCGCCUCGGCGCGGAGGAGGCGCGGCAGCUGUCCGUGUCGCAGGACGGGGACGUGCUCGACACGUGGUUCUCGUCCGCGCUGGUCCCCUUCUCCGCGCUCGGCUGGCCCGAGCAGAGCGCGGACUUCAAGAAGUACUACCCGCUGAGCCUGAUGGAGACGGGGCACGACAUCUUGUUCUUCUGGGUGGCGCGGAUGGCGAUGCUGGGCCUGCAGCUGACGUGCCGCCUCCCCUUCGAGAAAAUACUCCUCCAUGGAAUAUUGUGUGAUGCCCACGGGAGGAAAAUGUCCAAGAGUUUGGGGAACGUGGUGUCCCCAGAGGAUGUGAUAUACGGCAUAUCUGCUCAGGAGCUGCAGGAUCGCAACCUGCAGAAGCUGCGGUCCGGCCUGCUGUCCGAGACGGAGCUCCGGAAAGCCACGGACGGCCAGCGGAAGCUGUUCCCGAGCGGGAUCCCGGAGUGUGGGGCCGACGCGCUCCGGUUCACGCUCGCCUCGCACAACGUCAAGAGCACGUUCAUAAACUUCGACGUGGCGGAGUGCCACGCCAACAGCCUGUUCUGCAACAAGCUGUGGCAGGCGGCGCGGUACACGCUCUUGUCGCUGGAGAGGCUGUCGCCCCGGCUCGGCGCGGCUAGCGCGGCCCCCGGGACGUACGACCGCUGGGUGCUGAGCCGCCUGGCGCGCGCCGUCGCCGAGGUGGAGCGGUCGCUGAGCGGCUCCGACCUCCACUCAGCCGCCGCCGCCCUCAGGGCCUUCGUGCACCAGGAGUUCUGCGACGUGUACCUCGAAGCCACGAAGCUGUGUACGAGGGGCGAGGGGGGAGGGGAGGAGGCCGCGGCGGCGUGCCACACCCUCCUGUGCUGCCUGGACGCCACCGUGCGCUGCCUAGCGCCCUUCAUGCCGUUCCUGAGCGAGGAGCUGUACCAGCGCCUGCCCCUGGAGAGGGCCGCCGAGACGGUCGCGCUGGCCCCGUACCCGACCCCUGAGCAGUGGGAGCAGUGGAGAGACGAGGCGCUGGAGAGCGAGAUGCGGACCGUCUUGGAGGUGGUCUCUGCCCUCCGGCGACUCAAAGGGGCCUACAUUCAGUGUGCCAAGAGGCCCUUGGCGUACCUGCUGGUGAAGGACGAGGCGGGACGGGAGACGCUGCAGGAUCACGUCGCGCUGGUGGCACACCUGGCGCGCUGCGAGAGCGUCGCGGUGGUGGACGCCCUGCCCCAGGCCGCGAGGGCGACGGCUGCCUCCUGCUGCGUCGGGCCGGACUGCACGGUGUACCUGCAGCACCAGGGCGCGGCGGCCGCUGCCCGGGAGGACAUCGCCAACCGGAGGGACAAGAUCUCCAAGGAGCUGGACCGGCUGCUGAAGAUGACCGCGUCCAGCGGCUACCGCGAGAAGGCGUCCCCGCAGAUACAGAGCACGCACAUGGCCAAGAUCGAGACGUUGAAGACGGAACUGAAGCGGCUGGACAACCUCAAAGUGCCGAGCUGAGAGUCGGUAGGAGGGAUGUGCGUGUGACGACCUUGCGCGCGUGCCACCAGAGCACGGCACGGCUCUGCCGAAACGUAGUCUGCGCAAAUUGUGUUUAAUGUUGCUCUAGAGUUGUGCGAAUGUUACCCUUUUUUUUAUUAUUUUUAUUUUAUAAAGCGAAACUCAACCGAAAAAUAAUUUUAAUAUUUGCAGGGUUCUGAAACAAAAAUGGAAAAUUGACCAGCUGGAUAUGAAGAGUAUUUCAAAAAAACUUCAUGUCACUUGGAUGGUAACCGAACUAGACUACCUUUGAAAUGGAGUCUCUUAAUAUUAUACUAUAGUCUGUUAUAUCUGACAAUACAUGUGUAGGUAUAAAAUACCAUUAAACUUUUAAUUUUUCUUUUAUAUAGAACUGCAUCUUUUAAUUCCUACAAAUACAUCAAAUAUUCCUACUACCCUUAAUGUCAUUGAAGGUGUUACCAUAUUCCUUGUGAGAAAUAUUUGUUUGGAAAAUAAAAAAUGUUUUUUUGUGUUUGUAUUCGAGAGACUGACUAUCGUACCUGGAGCAAAAGGUAUGAGUUUGUGUUCUGGCUUUCUUCCUAGGAAAGUGCUGUAUUGCUGUGAUUGUGGUAGUUGUCCACUGAUAGUUGUAAUAAAAACCAGUUACAAUUUGUGA